Messenger RNA from Dermacentor andersoni, 1231 nucleotides. Its product is annotated as DNA-binding protein inhibitor ID-1-like. Gene Ontology annotation, biological process: circadian regulation of gene expression; cell differentiation; negative regulation of transcription by RNA polymerase II. The record is from RefSeq and is a predicted model, not a curated record. Lineage: Eukaryota; Metazoa; Arthropoda; Arachnida; Ixodida; Ixodidae. Gene Ontology annotation, molecular function: protein dimerization activity; transcription regulator activity. Gene Ontology annotation, cellular component: cytoplasm; nucleus.
CUGCCAAGAGCAUUCUAUCCCGAGCUUGCUCAGAGUACACGUGUCAGUGCCUCUCUAGCUGGUUUCGCUUUCGUCUAUUUUGGCGUGGCCAGCUCUAGUUCACACCGUGCGCAACGUGCAUCUGGAUAGUUGCAGCUCGCCCUCUCUCCUCGUUCACGGACGACGUCGCCGCAAUUCGGACUAUGACCAUGAAGUUUCAGACCGAGCAGCAAGUCAUCAGCCUCGCCAAGGUAGCCAGAGGGCGCGUGAGCCGCGAGGAACGCGACGUCAACCACGGUGCGAUCCAAGCCCUGCUCGACAAGCUCAAGGACCUGGUGCCCAACAUGCCCCGGAGCAAGAAGCUUUCCAAGCUCGAGAUCAUCCAGAACGUGAUCGACUACAUCCUCGACCUGGAGCUCGCCCUCGAGGCGCAUCCCUCCAAGCGAUCGUCGUCGACCUCCACGGCGUCGACUCCUGCACGCCAGCCUCUGGGCGUACUCCCCACUCCCGCCAACAACGCGGCCGCCAACGCUCUCUCGGAAGAUGAGGUGACCCAUGCGGAAAAGGUCAUUCGCCACUUUGCGGCACUGGCGCCAGCCGUGGUGUCGGCGAGUGCCAAUCUCGAGCUUGGAUCUUUGAGACGCCAGUAGCAAGCGUCGCCCGAAUCCAUGACAUCGCUCGGGGCCUGACUAAGCGGCCCGGAAUGAAUGACCGACUGGCCCUGGGCCGUGUCUGACGACCGGCAAUUCAGUGUCAUCCACGUGCCUUUCCUCGAGACACCGAACGCCACCAAGUGAGAUCAAUCAUCGGAUGAACUCUUGAGGAAUAUGUGGAGGAACGACCGGGAAAGUGCGGGAAUCUGCAAGACUUGGAGGCGUCCUCCAUAAACCCUGGCCCGAAGUGCCUGCCUUUAGUUCUCAGUUUUACUGUGGACAAGUCCAAAGACUCCUGGCAAGCGCAUGGAAACGGCCCCCACUUCAGUUGGCGUGGCUCAGCCGGCUAUGUGUCUCUAUCCUUGCUCGUCAAGCGGAAUAUCUUUGAAGGAAUGUCGGCAGGCAGCUUCCAAUGAACAACGAUGGGACUUCUUGGAGUAGGAAUCGCCAGAAGCGAGUUACGAUCACAGUUCGACAAAAGUACCCUGGAUUGUGGACGGCUGCGGAACAUGACAACAAGAAGGCGGCAGCAAGAACGGCGCUAAUUUUGUACGACAGAUGGCGAAUCCCGCACGAAUAAAAUCACUGUCAAAUCUAAA